AUAUAAUUGUGACCUGAACGGUCUCUGUCUCUCUCAGGAUGUCUAUCAGUAAGAUUCACGCUCGUGAAAUCCUCGACUCCAGAGGAAACCCCACCGUCGAGGUGGAUCUGUACACGGCUAAAGGUCGUUUCCGGGCGGCUGUUCCCAGCGGCGCUUCCACUGGCGUUCAUGAGGCUCUGGAGCUCCGAGAUGGAGACAAGACACGCUACCUGGGCAAAGGUACCCAGAAGGCCGUGGAUCAUGUGAACAAAGAGAUUGCUACCAAACUGCUUGAGAAGAAGUUCAGCGUCGUCGAUCAGGAGAAGAUCGACAAGUUCAUGCUGGAGCUCGAUGGAACUGAGAACAAAUCCAAGUUUGGUGCUAAUGCGAUCCUGGGUGUGAGUCUGGCUGUGUGUAAGGCGGGCGCCGCUGAGAAGGGCGUUCCUCUGUACCGCCACAUCGCUGACCUCGCAGGAAACAAAGACGUGAUCCUGCCGGUUCCUGUACGUGUGCCACCCAGUAGCCUAAUAAAAAUCAGUAUUUCUGAAUCUCACCUGCAUGUUUCCUGUCGCGCAGCUAAGUUCGGCGCUAAUGCGAUCCUGGGUGUGAGUCUGGCUGUGUGUAAGGCGGGCGCCGCUGAGAAGGGCGUUCCUCUGUACCGCCACAUCGCUGACCUCGCAGGAAACAAAGACGUGAUCCUGCCGGUUCCUGCCUUCAACGUCAUCAACGGUGGCUCUCACGCUGGGAACAAGCUGGCCAUGCAGGAGUUCAUGAUACUGCCAGUCGGAGCCAAGAACUUCCACGAGGCCAUGAGGAUUGGCGCCGAGGUCUACCACAACCUCAAGAACGUCAUCAAGGCCAAAUACGGCAAAGACGCCACUAAUGUGGGAGACGAGGGCGGGUUUGCUCCCAACAUCCUCGAGAACAAUGAGGCUCUGUCUGCUGACGACUGCUUGUCUGUGGUUCUGUAG
This is a messenger RNA of Sinocyclocheilus grahami, 950 nucleotides long. Its product is annotated as beta-enolase-like. The record is from RefSeq and is a predicted model, not a curated record. Lineage: Eukaryota; Metazoa; Chordata; Actinopteri; Cypriniformes; Cyprinidae. Gene Ontology annotation, molecular function: phosphopyruvate hydratase activity; magnesium ion binding. The transcript has 8 exons. Gene Ontology annotation, biological process: glycolytic process. Gene Ontology annotation, cellular component: phosphopyruvate hydratase complex. The coding region runs from base 39 to 950 and encodes 303 amino acids.